This is a messenger RNA of Serinus canaria (Common canary), 7670 nucleotides long. It is a transcript of the gene BTAF1, whose product is annotated as B-TFIID TATA-box binding protein associated factor 1. Gene Ontology annotation, molecular function: TBP-class protein binding; ATP-dependent chromatin remodeler activity; ATP binding. The transcript is spliced from 38 exons. Lineage: Eukaryota; Metazoa; Chordata; Aves; Passeriformes; Fringillidae. The record is from RefSeq and is a predicted model, not a curated record. The coding region runs from base 304 to 5859 and encodes 1851 amino acids.
UGGCUGCUCAUAUAAAACCAGGCAUUGGGCUUCGCCCCGGUGAUGGGGGAAUCGAGGCUUUAACCCGCGCUCCGAGGGUCCUUCGCCGCUGCCGCCCACGCCGCCGCCGCCCCGCCCGGGGGAGCGACACUCCGACCGCCGCCGGCCUCUGCCGCGCUCAGCCGCUGCCCGCGGAUCGCCGGCGGGGCCGAGGCCGGGUGCGGCGCCCCAGGCCCGAGCGAGGCCCAGCGCCCUCCGCCCGGGCAGCACCCCGGCCCCCCCGUCCCGCCGCCCGCCGUCAGCCAGGCCCGGCUCCGGGCGGCCAUGGCCGUCUCCAGGCUUGAUCGUCUCUUUAUUUUACUGGACACUGGCACAACACCUGUAACAAGAAAAGCAGCUGCACAGCAACUUGGGGAAGUAGUGAAACUGCAUCCUCAUGAACUGAAUAAUCUCUUAUCUAAAGUGUUAGUGUAUUUAAGAAGCACGAAUUGGGAUACUCGUAUUGCAGCUGGCCAGGCUGUUGAAGCAAUAGUGAAAAAUGUACCUGAGUGGAAUCCAACUCCAAGAUCAAAACAAGAACCAGGCUCAGAAAGUCCUAAUGAAGAUUCACCUUCAACAGAUCGAUUGCGUUUUGACAGAUUUGAUAUAUGUCGGUUGUUAAAACAUGGUGCGUCUCUUCUUGGAUCUGCUGGUGCAGAAUUUGAAGUCCAAGAUGAUAAAUCAGGUGAAAUUGAUCCUAAAGAGAGGAUAGCACGACAGAGGAAACUGCUGCAAAAGAAACUUGGCUUAGAUAUGGGUGCUGCAAUUGGAAUGAAUACUGAGGAUCUGUUCAAUGAUGAAGAUUUGGACUAUUCUCCUUCUUCAGUUUUACUAGUAAACAAACAACCUACUCUUCAGGCUGCUGAGUUAAUUGACUCAGAAUUUCGAGCUGGUAUGAGCAGUAGACAAAAGAAUAAAGCCAAAAGAAUGGCUAAGCUAUUUGCUAAGCAAAGAUCCAGAGAUGCAGUGGAAGCUAAUGAGAAGAGCAAUGAUAGCACUGAUGGGGAACCGGAAGAAAAAAGAAGAAAAGUUGCAAAUGUUGUCAUCAACCAGCCUGCCACAGACUCAAAAACAUUGGUAGAAAAUGCUCAGGAAGAGGCAAAUGAAUGGCCUCUGGAAAGCUUUUGUGAAGAGGUGUGCAAUGAUCUCUUUAAUCCUUCUUGGGAGGUUCGACAUGGUGCAGGUACUGGACUGAGAGAGAUACUUAAAGCUCAUGGUAAAAGUGGUGGUAAAAUGGGAGAUAGCUCUUUAGAGGAGAUGAUUCAGCAGCAUCAGGAGUGGCUAGAAGACUUGGUUAUUAGACUUCUUUGUGUGUUUGCACUAGACAGAUUUGGAGACUUUGUUUCAGAUGAAGUAGUGGCACCAGUACGUGAGACUUGUGCUCAGACUUUGGGAGUAGUAUUGAAACACAUGAAUGAAACUGGUGUUCAUAAAACUGUGGAUGUUCUCCUGAAGCUGCUUACACAGGAACAGUGGGAAGUGAGACAUGGUGGUCUCCUAGGAAUAAAGUAUGCUUUGGCAGUACGUCAGGACAUGAUCAACACCUUAUUGCCUAAAGUGUUGCCUGCAAUAAUUGAAGGUCUGCAAGAUCUGGAUGAUGAUGUCCGAGCUGUUGCUGCAGCAUCUUUAGUACCAGUAGUGGAAAGCUUGGUCCAGCUUCAAUCUCAGAAGGUGCCUUUUAUUCUUAAUACCUUGUGGGAUGCACUUCUGGAGUUGGAUGACUUGACAGCUUCCACAAACAGUAUCAUGAUCCUUCUUUCAUCCCUUCUGACUUACCCUCAGGUCCGCAAAUGCAGUAUUCAGCAAUCCCUGACAGUUUUGGUCCCACGUGUGUGGCCAUUCUUGCAUCACACCAUAUCUUCUGUGCGAAAAGCAGCUCUGGAAACAUUAUUCACACUGUUGUCUACCCAAGACCAGGGUUCUUCAACAUGGCUGACUCCAAUUCUUCAAGACAUGUUGAGGCACAUAUUUCAGUUUUGUAUCUUAGAAAGCAACCAAGAAAUUCUGGAUCUUAUUCACAAGGUGUGGCUGGAACUAUUAAACAAGGCAUCUGUACAGUAUGUUGUUGCAGCUGCUUGUCCAUGGAUGGGAGCCUGGCUCUGCUUAAUGAUGCAGCCAUCUCAUUUGCCCAUUGACUUAAACAUGUUGCUAGAAGUAAAAACCAGGUCCAAAGAAAAAGCAGGUGCUAAACUGCGUCAAGGUCAAGCCCAGAACAAGGAAGUGAUUCAGGAAUACAUUGCUGGGGCAGACAGCAUUGCAGAAGAUCCAGCAACCAGGGAUUACGUUGUCAUGCGUGCUCGGAUGAUGGCAGCAAAGUUGCUGGGAGCACUUUGUUGCUGCAUUUGUGACCCAGGUGUAAAUACUGUUACUCAAGAAAUAAAGCCAGCUGAAUCAUUAGCUCAGCUACUGCUCUUCCACUUGAAUUCUAAAUCUGCCUUGCAGAGGAUUAGUGUUGCGUUAGUAAUCUGUGAGUGGGCAGCCUUGCAAAAGGAGUGUUCAACUGUGGCUAUUUGUAUUCAACCUCGUUUACUUGGGGUCCUUUCUGAACAUCUCUAUUACGAUGAAAUUGCUGUUCCUUUUACACGAAUGCAAAACGAAUGUAAACAACUCAUCUCAUUGCUAGCUGAUUCACACAUUGACAUUGGAAACAGAGUAAACUGCAGUGUAUUUACAAUAGAUCAAGCUAAUGAGCUGGUGACUUCUGUUUUCAAUGAGGUGACAUCAUCCUUUCCUUUGAAUCCUAAAGUUCUGCAACAGUUGGACAGUAAAAGGCAACAAGUCCAAAUGACUGUUACAGAAACAAAUCAGGAAUGGCAAGUGUUGCAUCUGCGAGUUCAUACUUUUGCUGCAUGUGCAGUUGUGAACUUGCAGCAACUUCCAGAAAAACUUAAUCCUGUUAUAAAACCCUUAAUGGAAGCUAUCAAAAAAGAAGAGAAUACACUCAUACAAAACUACGUGGCUUCAUGUAUCGCAAAGUUACUUCAGCAGUGUACAACAAGGUCUCCUUGUCCCAACUCAAAGAUUAUAAAAAAUCUCUGUAACUCCCUGUGUGUGGAUCCACAUCUUACCCCACUGGCAGCAUGUCCUGCACAGCCUCAGAGUAGCCAUGAAAACUCAAAAGCUGUUCUCCCUUUUCUUUUAGGGCCCAACUCUGAUAAAGAUGGGAUGCAGCACACAGUUACUAAGCACAGGGGAAUAAUUACAUUGUACAGACAUCAGAAAGCUGCUUUUGCCAUCACAAGUCGGCGAGGUCCUACUCCAAAAGCUCCAAAAGCCCCUAUUGCAGAUCUCCCCACAGGCAGCAGUGGAAGCAUUCCUACAGAACUUGAUGAGGCUCAGAAACCUUAUGUUGUACAGAGAAGAGGAGCUGAAUUUGCCUUAUCUACUAUAGCUAAACAUUUUGGUGCUGAAAUGGCAACGGGAUUGCCACAUCUCUGGGAUGCUAUGGUUGGUUCAUUAAGGAACAACAUUCACAUAAAUAAUUUUGACCGGAAGCUGUUACUGGAAAAAGGAGAUGCUCCUGCCCAGGAGCUGGUGAAUUCCUUGCAGGUUUUUGAAACAACAGCAGCUUCAAUGGACACUCAGCUACAUCCUCUGUUAAUACAGCAUUUGCCUCAUCUUUACAUGUGCCUUCAACAUCCCAGCACUGCUGUUAGACACAUGGCUUCCCGUUGUGUGGGUGUUAUGAGCAAAAUAGCAACCAUGGAAACAAUGAAUAUCUUUCUGGAGAAGGUUCUGCCCUGGCUGGGAGCAAUAGAUGACAACACCAAACAAGAGGGUGCAAUUGAAGCACUUGCCUGUGUAAUGGAGCAGCUGGAUGUUGGUAUUGUCCCAUACAUUGUUCUUCUGGUGGUUCCAGUUCUGGGUAGAAUGAGUGAUCAGACAAACAGUGUACGUUUUAUGGCCACUCAGUGCUUUGCCACACUGAUUAGACUGAUGCCUCUUGAGGCUGGUAUACCAGACCCACCAAACAUGUCUGAAGAAUUAAUCAGAAUGAAGGCUAAAGAACGUCACUUUCUGGAACAAUUACUGGAUGGAAAAAAACUGGAAAACUAUGAAAUUCCAGUACCAAUCAAAGCAGAGCUCAGAAAAUACCAGCAGGAUGGAGUGAACUGGCUUGCAUUUCUCAAUAAAUACAAACUUCAUGGAAUUCUUUGUGAUGACAUGGGUUUAGGAAAAACUUUACAAUCCAUUUGCAUUCUUGCAGGUGAUCAUUGCCUCAGGGCUCAGGAAUAUGCAAGAACAAAACUGGUGGACAGUGUUCCUCUUCCCUCCUUGGUGGUGUGUCCUCCUACACUCACAGGACACUGGGUGGAUGAAGUGGGCAAAUUUUGCUCAAAAGAAUAUCUAAAUCCAUUGCACUAUACAGGACCUCCUACUGAGAGAGCAAGAUUGCAACACCAGGUGAAAAGACACAAUCUCAUAGUGGCUUCAUACGAUGUUGUAAGAAAUGACAUCGACUUCUUCAGAAAUAUUAAGUUUAAUUACUGCAUUCUUGAUGAAGGCCAUGUAAUAAAAAAUGGAAAAACAAAGUUGUCAAAAGCAGUAAAACAGCUGACUGCUAAUUACAGAAUAAUUCUUUCUGGGACACCAAUCCAGAACAACGUGUUAGAGUUGUGGUCGUUGUUUGACUUCCUAAUGCCAGGAUUCUUGGGCACUGAGCGGCAGUUUGCAGCUCGUUACGGCAAACCAAUCCUGGCAAGCAGAGAUGCCCGCAGCUCCAGUCGAGAACAAGAGGCUGGGGUACUUGCAAUGGAAGCUCUGCACCGCCAAGUCCUGCCAUUUCUGCUGAGGAGAAUGAAAGAGGAUGUGCUGCAAGAUCUUCCACCCAAAAUUAUUCAAGAUUAUUACUGUAUUCUCAGUCCUCUACAGGUUCAGCUUUACGAAGAUUUUGCCAAGUCUCGUGCCAAAUGUGAUAUCGAUGAAACGGUUUCUUCAAUUUCACUGAAUGAAGAAACUGAAAAACCAAAGCUUAAAUCUACAGGUCAUGUAUUUCAGGCAUUGCAGUACUUACGGAAGCUCUGCAACCAUCCAGCAUUAGUGCUCACAACCCAACAUCCAGAAUACAAGAGAAUUACAGAGCAACUUGCAGCUCAGAAUUCAUCCCUUCGAGACAUCCAGCAUGCACCUAAGCUGUCUGCUUUGAAACAACUGCUGCUGGACUGUGGUUUGGGGAAUGGUGGAUCUUCAGAAAGUGGCACAGAAGCAGUUGUAGCCCAGCACAGAGUGCUUAUCUUCUGUCAGCUGAAGAGCAUGCUGGACAUAGUGGAGCACGACCUUCUGAGACCUCAGUUACCUUCAGUUACAUACCUGCGACUCGAUGGCAGCAUUCCUGCUGGGCAGAGACAUUCCAUUGUUUCCCGGUUUAAUAAUGACCCAUCUAUAGAUGUUCUUUUGCUCACCACUCAUGUUGGUGGACUGGGACUUAACUUGACAGGGGCUGACACAGUUGUGUUUGUGGAACAUGACUGGAACCCAAUGAGAGACCUGCAAGCCAUGGAUCGGGCACAUCGCAUUGGGCAGAAACGUGUUGUUAAUGUGUAUCGCCUGAUAACCAGGGGAACUUUGGAAGAGAAGAUCAUGGGUCUUCAAAAGUUCAAAAUGAAUAUUGCAAAUACAGUGAUUAGCCAAGAAAAUGCAAGCCUACAGAGCAUGGGAACAGAGCAGCUUCUUGAUCUGUUCACUCUCGACAAGGAUGGCAAAACUGAAAAAGCAGAUACCUCUACCUCUUCUGGGAAAGCAUCAAUGAAAUCAGUACUCGAAAACCUUGGAGAACUAUGGGAUCAAGAGCAGUAUGACACUGAAUACAGUCUUGAAAACUUUAUGCAUUCAUUAAAGUAACCACCACAUAUUUGUAAUACAACUGCUGCUAGUUCACAUAUUUUUCUGCUGAUAUUCAGCAAACUUCAAAGCAUAUUGAGUGAACCUUUAGCUUAAUGUGUAAAUAGACUUACUGAAAGAAGAAUCUUCAAAAGACUGGCAUGAAGUAGUGUCAGCUGUUUCACUGGGAAGUUAUUCUGUCUUAAACGUUUGCACUGUAUAAAAACUUUAAAUGUAAACAUUGUGAGGUGGUUCAAAUUUUACUUGUUCUGAACAGCUGCAAAUUCUUACUUGGUAGAAGAAUUAAAACAAAGGUUUUACAUCUGUUAACAAGUGUGACUUGUGUUUGCAGUUAAGUUCACCAUUACUUCUUUCUGUAGCUAUAAUAGUUUUGUACAGUUGUUUCAGUGAGUACUUCAGAUUGUUCAGUGUACAUUUUUCUUUUAAACACAACUUGCUUUUAUGGUAUAUUUAAAAAGCAAUUUUCAACCUAAGCUUUCUUUCAGAUCAUUUCAGGAGUUACAUCACCAGAGGCAAAGCCUAGAAGCCCUGAAAGUAUUGAAGAAUGGAAUGGCACUAGGCCUGUGCACCCACCUUUGUAUAUUGACUAUAUAUAUAUAUAUAUAUAUAUAUAUAUAUAUAUAUAUAAUGCUCUUAAGUCUUUUGACACCAUCUUGUGAGAACAGCUGACUUGAACUUUUUAAUGUAAUGAGCUCUAUUAAAUACAGGUAAUGGUCUAUUUGAGGCCAUGUUUGCAUCCUGUUAGCAGGGGUGUACUUUUUUAAUUUAUCUAUAAGGCUAGAAUAUAGCCACUUUGAGAGAUGCAUGUAUUCCAUAUGUUUCAAUCCUAUAUAUUUUUUGUAACUAAAAGAAGAAAUUAAAUAUAGUGACAGACAUUUUCCAGAAGUAGAUUUUACACUGUCUAGGAUUCUAAAAUCCAUGCUAAAAGUGACUGUGUACUAAACCAAUGCAUGAUUUAAAGCUUCUUAAAGGAAUAGGGAGGACUUUUUUUCUUUAGGAGAAAAUAUACAUAGAAAUACCUACAUUCAGUUUGAGGUAAUUGAAUAGUUAAAGUUGUGUAACAAAGAUAGUAAAAGACUUUAAUAGCAGUGAGUGAGAAUAAUAUGGCUGUAUGUUAUGCAGCUUUUUAUAAAAAAGGGAGGCAGUAUGAAAGUGUGCUUCUAGAUGUGCAUAUGUACCAGUAUAUGCACUUUUUAUAAAUAUUAAGUUAUAGAUAACUUACAGCAGUUGUCUGAAUACAUAGAAUAUAUGUAUAAAUAUAAAACCUAAGGUUUAUAGCUUGCUGUGUGCUUAAGCAUCAGAGCUUAAAAACCACCAGAGACCUCAACUAUUGUAAAAUAAGAUUGUUUUAAAACAAACUAUAUAAAUCAAGACAGUUCUAUAGCAUUGGAGAAGAAUUAAUGUCACAUUUCAGUAGUUAUGAACUGCCAGAUUGUAACUAAAUUAGCAUUCCAUGAAAAUAAAACAAACUGGGAAUAUAUAAGUUGCAUGUUGGGUUUGUCCAUGUUUAGUUUUGUUUCUCUAGGGAAGACAUCUGGCUGUAUAAAAAAACUUAAUGCUUUUGGAAAUUACAGCUGGAUUUUGAGUGUUAUAUUGGUUAAUUUCUACCUUCAGACUAUUUCUGUUGUGCUUUCAGCUGAUGAUCCAAGCAGGGGAGACAAGACGGGGCUUGGUGGUGUUUGCAGAGAAGUUACAAUGCUGGAAUAAUGCGUACUUGCAGAUAACUUGGUGCAGUAAUUUGGUGAUAGUGCCUAGAAAUAACAAGAUAUUUGAAUAAAGAAAUUCUUUAGUGGUAAAAAUUGCAUAUGUUU